UUUUCUCUCAUACGCGCUCUGUCAUUCUCUCCCUCUUUCUCUUUCAUAUAAUACAUUCACAUUUGACUUCGUAAGUAUAUAUAUAAGUAGCGGUGAUGAUAUACUAACAAGACCAAAUUGCCUUCUAACUAGUGACUUUCACAAAGCUCACAAGGAGCUACAGCCUUAUUUUUCAUAUCAUUCUGUGUCUACCAUUUCUCAAUCUACCAUGGGAACUCAAGCACCCAAAGAUAUAGAUGAAAAUAUUCAGAAGCAAAAGGCACUUGAAGACUGGCUUCCAAUUAGUUCUUCAAGAAAUGCAAAAUGGUGGUACUCUGCUUUUCACAAUGUUACUGCCAUGGUUGGAGCUGGUGUUCUUAGUCUCCCUUAUGCCAUGUCCGAGCUUGGAUGGGGUCCUGGAGUAACAGUACUAGUUCUCUCAUGGAUAAUAACUCUAUACACCUUAUGGCAAAUGGUUGAGAUGCAUGAAAUGGUUCCAGGAAAACGUUUUGAUAGGUACCAUGAACUUGGUCAACAUGCUUUUGGAGAAAAGUUAGGUCUCUAUAUUGUUGUACCACAACAAAUUAUUGUUGAAGUUGGUGUAAACAUUGUUUACAUGGUCACCGGAGGAAAAUCUUUGCAGAAGUUCCAUAAUACUGUUUGUUCAGACUGCAAAAAGAUCAAGUUGACUUACUUCAUUAUGAUUUUUUCCUCUGUUCACUUUGUAUUGUCUCAUCUCCCCAACUUCAACUCCAUUUCUGGUGUUUCUUUGGCAGCAGCAGUCAUGUCCUUAAGUUACUCUACAAUUGCUUGGGCAGCAUCUGCUCAUAAAGGUGUUAUAGAAGAUGUUCAAUAUGGUUAUAAAUCCAAGUCUACAUCAGGAACUGUCUUUGGCUUCUUCAAUGCCCUUGGCGAUGUAGCUUUUGCUUAUGCUGGACACAAUGUGGUGCUUGAAAUUCAAGCAACUAUUCCUUCAACACCAGAAAAGCCGUCAAAGGGUCCUAUGUGGAGAGGAGUGAUUGUCGCCUACAUAGUUGUGGCUCUGUGUUACUUUCCGGUUGCUCUCAUUGGUUACUGGAUGUUUGGUAACAGUGUUGAUGACAACAUUCUCGUCACUUUAGAGAAACCUAAAUGGCUUAUUGCAAUGGCAAACAUGUUUGUUGUUAUCCAUGUUAUUGGAAGUUAUCAGAUAUAUGCAAUGCCGGUGUUUGAUAUGAUUGAAACUGGGAUGGUGAAAAAGUUGAAUUUCAAGCCUACCACAACACUUCGUUUCAUUGUGCGAAAUGCGUAUGUGGCAUUCACAAUGUUUAUUGCAAUUACCUUCCCAUUUUUCGGUGGUCUACUAGGAUUUUUUGGAGGAUUUGCUUUUGCACCAACAACAUACUUUCUACCAUGUGUCAUGUGGCUUGCAAUCUACAAACCAAGGAGAUUCAGUUUGUCUUGGUGGAGUAACUAUGUUUGCAUUGCUUUUGGCCUAUGUUUGAUGAUUUUAUCACCUAUUGGAGGAUUGAGGUCAAUCAUACUUAAUGCGAAGAACUACGACUUCUAUUCUUAAAUGCAUUCUCCUCCAUAGAAAAAAUAAUGGUAAAGUUAGGUGUGCAAAUGCUGAAAGGAAUCAAAUUGUGUGAAAGAAAUUGGUAAUCUACUGUGAAUGAGUGAUUUUUCCUUUUGAAGCUUCCAACACAUGCUUAUGAGUGGAGAAAAGUGGCCACAACAAAGUAAAGGGAAUUUUCUAGAAAGCUGUUUUAGUGAACUUGUUUGGUAUAAUUACCUAUCCUGCUUUUAUUAUUUAUAAAUUUCUUAUUUUUAAUUCUAUUGUAUUAAAAUUUACAAAUAACGUGCUUUGGGACUUAAUAAAAAAGUUAUUUCUUCUAUUAAGAGAUAUAAUUAUGAAAA
Molecule: messenger RNA, 1875 nt
Organism: Cicer arietinum (chickpea)
Lineage: Eukaryota; Viridiplantae; Streptophyta; Magnoliopsida; Fabales; Fabaceae
Product: lysine histidine transporter 1-like
Source: RefSeq, a predicted model, not a curated record